GUAUAUUUUAUUGUCUGCAUGACCUUUCAAUUUCAAAGCAAAUCCAUGGAUGUAAUUACAAAGUAAUAAAAAAUAUUAAUGUUCCUUUCCCGAAUUUAUUACGAAAUCCUAUAUUUAAAUGUACGGGUCAUAGUCAAAACAGGAUUUAGAAGGAGCCUAUAUUACACUUCCUUGAUCACUUGUUCACAAACAAACACGAUGGUUUUUAGCAUGGAUGGAUAUGUUUUUAACCGUGUCUUGCGUAUUCUGCUAACAUCAUUUGCAAUAUUUGUUUAUUGCUCACCAUAUAUUGAAGCUUUUAACUACGGUGGGUAUGCUGAAUGGAAUCCUUGUUUGGAAAAAAUAAACUGCUCAUGUUUUGAGCAAAAUAAAACAAUUGUGAUGGUGGACUGCUCAGACCGACGUUUGAAAUACGUUCCACAUCUACCUUCCUCUGUGAAAUGGCUCAAUCUGAGAAAAAACUUGAUUAAAAACAUUUCGUCCAAUUCGAAAAAAAUACCACAUUUGAACGUUUCUGACAACGAUGAAUCAGAACGUGCGAACAGACAACCGUUUGAUGGACUUCGCAAUUUACAAUAUCUGGACAUCUCCAGCAACAGUCUGGAAAAUGUGGACCCUGGGGUUUUUAAACCUUUGAAAUCUCUGGUGUCUUUUAAUAUGAAGUAUAAUUCUAAGAAACUGGGAGAAAAUUGGUCAAAUGUCAAAGAAGUGCUUAAUAGUUUUAAAUCAUUAGAGGAACUCAGGAUCGAUGUAAUGGGCAAUAUUUCAUUUGCGGAAGGAUUUCCCGGUCUUAGAAAUCUAUCCCUACUGGAUGUGUCUGGUUUAACGGGAAUUUGUGAAAUGAGAAUAAUUCAACGUGACUUUUUUCUGAAUACUCCAUUUCUUAAACAUCUGGAUAUAUCUUCCUGCAAAAUCAAACAUAUUGAAGAGGGAGCUUUCGGAUACUUAAAGAAUCUGGAAACGCUCCAUAUAUCCUAUAACAAAGAACUGGGAUUUGCAUCGCUUCCAAAUAUCACUUAUUCCGGUUGGAGGGACUAUGAAUUAAACAUGGCGAAAAUUGAAGGUAUAAAGAAUAGAGGAGGACUUGGGCACCUGUUUGUAAUCAUCCUCCCGGAUGCCUUUGAUGUUGAUCGAAAAUGUCCGAAUUCUCUGAAGGACUUAAUCGGACAGGAUUACUUUCUUCGUUAUCCUUAUUCUACUACAGAGGAAGUAGAUACAAUUGAAUUAGAGGAGGAAAUAAAAAGAUACUUUCUGCAUAAGAAUCCAAGAGCGGGGUCUGGAAGUAUAUAUAAAGGACUAGAGGAUGAAAGUCAAGAACCCUUGCUUGUAGCAGACGCGCGGAAUUCAAACGCACGCGAAGUAUCUAUAAAUUCUGAAAACCAGCAAGGGGCAUUACGCUAUCCCUAUGAUGUAUUUAUAUCUUAUGUCGGAGCAAACAGAAAAUUCGUCAUGGAUGAAGUGAAACCGAGAUUGGAGGAGAACGGAUUGAAAGUAUUUAUCCGUGAUAUUGACUUUGAAGCUGGUGAUAAUAAAAUUGACAAUAUCAUGAGAGCUCUAGGGAAAAGCAGCAAAACCAUAUGUAUGGUGUCCAAACCCUACUUAAAAUCUAAAUGGCGAACUUACGAAUUGAAUAUGGCGAAAAUGGAAGGAAUGAAAUCUAGAGGAUCUCUCCGAUAUGUUCAGCUUAUAUUAAUGCCUGAUCUGUUUGAAGAGAGUACUAGUUGUAACACGAAAAUCAGAGAUUUGAUUGACCAGAAAUGUUUCCUUGAAUGCCCACCCAAAGAUUCGUCUCUACAAGAUAUCUUCUGGAGAGAUCUUAUUAGAAAAUUCCUCAUGGAAGAGUUAAAGCCGAGAUUGGAGGAGAACGGAUUGAAAGUAUUUAUCCGUGAUAUUGACUUUGAGGUAGGUGACAACAAAGUUGAAAAUAUAAUGAGAGCUCUUGGGAGAAGCAAGAAAACCAUUUGUGUUGUGUCCAAAUCUUACUUAAAAUCUAAAUGGCGAACUUACGAACUGAAUAUGGCGAAAAUGAAAGGAAUGAAAGCAAGAGGAUCUCUCCGAUAUGUUCAGCUUAUAUUAAUGCCUGAUCUGUUGAAAGAGAGUACAAGUUGUAACACGAAAAUUAGAGACUGAAAUGUUUCCUUGAAUGUCCACCCAAAGAUUCGGUUCUACAAGAUAUAUUCUGGACAGAUCUUAUUAGUACCAUUAAAAGUCAUCGCUGACAGGGUGAUUAGGCAUGCAAUGGACAUUAAUAAUAUUCACCUGCAAUUUUUAAUUUUUAGUAUUAGCCUUCACACUGAUAUCUUAUAGGGUCAUUGACGAAGUUUGACCAGAGUUUGGUGGAUGUAGGUAUUCGGGAAUAUUUGAGCUUUAUAUGUCGGAUGUGACCGGUCGACAGGGAUGCUUACUCCUCCUUGGCGCCUGAUCCCACCUCUCCUUUGUCCAGGGGAUCACGGCGGGCGUGACCGGUGGACAGGGAUGCUUACUCCUCCUAGGCGCCUAAUCCCACCUUUGAAACGGAACAAUGUUUUUCAAAGUGGGGGUUGUAUGAGAAGUUGAAUGUUGUUGUACUAAAACUUGUUGACAAGACAAAAUCCGCAGGUUUCAUUUUCUUAAAUCAUGACAGUGGUUAGGGCGGCAACAGGCUCAUCUUACUGUAAUUCAUUUCAUUGAUACUUUUGAAACUCGUAUUUUUUCUUUUCCAACAUCUGUCGAAUAUAGAAUGGAAGGAAUCACUCAAUAUAUCUUUAUAUAUUUGCAUAUGAAAAUAUCAGAUAAUAAUCAUUGUCAAAACGUGAGCAACGCCUGUCCCUUCCCCUAAAUCUGUGUGCCUGCUACAAAAAUAUUUGUUGUAUUUCAAAAUUAUUCAUAUAUGAGCCUUCAGAUAUGGGAAUAAUCAUGCAAUUUUUUUUUAGACACCUAAUUUGUUUUAUCUGACGUGUAUUUUUAGACACCUAAUUUGUUUUAUCUGUCGUGUAUUUUUAGACACCUAAUUUGUUUUAUCUGACGUGUAUUUUUAGACACCUAAUUUGUUUUAUCUGACGUGUAUUUUUUUUAUGAGCACCAUACAGUAGGACGGUAUCUAGUUUGAACCAUUAAGCAUAAAGAGGGAUGGAAUAUCACGGCAUGUUCAGACAAAAUAUAACAGAUAUCUUUGCUUUAGAUCUGGGUAUGGUUGAAAACAAAUUCAUAAUAGAAUAUUCCACAAUAAAGAGACAUUUAAACCUUUUGAAAAUUAAAAGUAGUGAAGCAUAAUGUUUUGAAUUCUGAUAUUUAUUACGUGAAAUAUAGCUUGAUUUACCUUGGGAAAAAUACCAAGGUGUUAUAUAAAAGUAGUUGUACCGGCAGUUCUGAAUGUGCAAACCAAAACUUUGAUAAAAUUAAUAUUCAAAAAACUUAAUGGGCACUAGAUCAUGUCCGCUUAAAUGCGAAGUUGUUUUUAGCCUGGACUAAAAUAACUUCUUUUCUGUGAAGUUUUGUACCUUAAGAAACGAUCAACAGCAUGUGAAUUUUAUUUGAAAAUUGAUUCAUUUGUAUUAAUUAUAUACAAUAUUCAACACCCUGAAAGUAACAAUGGUUCAUUUAUUGAAAUUUUCAUGACAAAAAAGGACUUAUUUCCUAUUGAAUCUGGGGUUCAACUUUGUGCAAAUUAAUUAGAAAAUUGUUGUAUUAUGUUUUACAUAGAUAAUAAUGUUAUUGUACAUUUCAUAAAAAACAGAUUUCUAAAAACAGUC
This is a messenger RNA of Ostrea edulis (European flat oyster), 3731 nucleotides long. RefSeq names its product toll-like receptor 4. Gene Ontology annotation, molecular function: transmembrane signaling receptor activity; protein binding. The coding region runs from base 79 to 2130 and encodes 683 amino acids. The transcript is spliced from 5 exons. Gene Ontology annotation, cellular component: membrane. NCBI's taxonomy places the organism in Eukaryota, Metazoa, Mollusca, Bivalvia, Ostreida, Ostreidae. The record is from RefSeq and is a predicted model, not a curated record. Gene Ontology annotation, biological process: inflammatory response; toll-like receptor signaling pathway; immune response.